AUGGGUGAAUCUUAUUACAACGAUAUGAUUCCUGAAGUCGCCUAAGAAUUAAAAGAAGCCGGCUUAUUGAAAGAAGAUGAUGGAGCCUAAUGCAUAUUUAUAGAAAAAUUCAAAAAAUAGCCACCUCUUUUUAUCAUUAAAAAAGAUGGAGGAUUUGGAUAUGAUAGUACAGAUAUGGCCGCUAUUAAAUAUAGAUUGAAAAAUUUAGGAUGUAAUAGGGUUGUUUAUAUUACUGAUAUAGGUUAAGAACCUCAUUUUACUUACUGCUUUGCAGCCUCAGAAAAAAUAGGGUGGCAUAAACCCCCUUAAACAAGAUUAGAACAUAUGGGAUUUGGAAUAGUGUUAGGGGAAGAUGGGAAAAGAUUUAGAACUAGAAGUUCAGAAACUGUAAAACUUAAAGACCUUCUUGAUGAGGCCAAAGAUAGGGCUUUGUCGAAAAUCAAAGAGAGACAAAAUGAAGCAAACAAAGAAGAAGGAGAAGAAUCGAAAGGAAACGUAACUUUUUUGAGUGAAUAAUAAUACGAAGAAGCAGCAGAAGUUAUGGGUAUGGCAGCUAUUAAAUAUUAUGAUUUAAGAUAAAAUAGAAUCAGUGAUUAUAUUUUCUCAUAUGACAAAAUGUUAGAUACUAAGGGUAAUACGGCUGUUUAUUUACUUUAUUCAUAUGCAAGAUUAUGUAGUAUUUUAAGAAAAAGUGAAAUUGAUGUAAAUUAACUUAAAGAUAUAGGAAAAAAUAAAGGCUUUAAAAUUACUCAUCCUCAUGAAAGAGCUAUUGUGGCUUGUUUAGUUAAAUUUGUUGAUGUUUUAUAGAGUGUAACAGAUGAUUUGGCUAUAAAUAGAUUAACUGAUUAUAUUUAUGAGUUGGCUUGUAAAAUUGCUGAGGCUUAUCAUAAAUAUCAUAUUAAUAAUUCAGAAGACAAGGAAACUAGAGUAUUACUUAUUGAAGCUACCAGAAUAGUUUUGAAAAAAUCACUUUAUUUGAUUGGAAUCGAACCUUUAGAAAGAAUUUGA
Molecule: messenger RNA, 1008 nt
Organism: Ichthyophthirius multifiliis
Lineage: Eukaryota; Ciliophora; Oligohymenophorea; Hymenostomatida
Exons: 1
Biological process (GO): arginyl-tRNA aminoacylation
Molecular function (GO): arginine-tRNA ligase activity; ATP binding
Source: RefSeq, a predicted model, not a curated record